Molecule: messenger RNA, 1240 nt
Organism: Fusarium verticillioides 7600
Lineage: Eukaryota; Fungi; Ascomycota; Sordariomycetes; Hypocreales; Nectriaceae
Exons: 2
Coding region: 120-1007 (295 amino acids)
Cellular component (GO): nucleus; cytoplasm
Source: RefSeq, a predicted model, not a curated record
UAAGAGCUUCUUUCUCCUAAAUUUGCCAUUAUUACUCUCCACGCUCGACUCAUACGGCCUACAACCUUGCUAUCAGCACCGAUUUAAGUCCGCUCCAGCAUUCCAUCACUUCUCUAUAGAUGCGUUUUCUUCUUAGUACUUUUUCUGCUGCUAGACCAACUGUGACUACGAUUAGACGAGCCUCAUCUUUCACCUUUUCUUCAUACAAAGUUUGCUUAUCUACAAUGACCGCGACCACAGCUCCUAAGCCGAAUGGCAAUGGAAAACACGAGGUCAAGAUUCUCAUGCUUCAUGGCUACACACAAUCUGGCGCUCUAUUCCGAGCCAAAACUCGUGCCUUGGAGAAGACACUUGUCAAAUUACUCAACCCUAUCUCACUUCUCCCUGUCUUCCUUUAUGCCACUGGUCCCAACCGCCUAAGUCCAGAAGACAUUCCAGGCUAUCAACCCCCUGAGGAGCCUCAGCCAGAGGACUACCAACCCGAUACAUGGGCAUGGUUCCGCAAAGAUGAAGCCACCGGAAAUUAUCGACUGUUCGACGAGGGCAUGGCUACUGUUGGACAUGCCAUUCGAGAAGCAGAGGGCAUCGAUGCAGUGUGCGGUUUCAGCCAGGGUGGUGCCAUGGCUGCACUUGUAGCAGCUGCUCUUGAGCCAGAACGCACUCUGCCUGAAGGAAAGGAGGGAGAUUGGGCGAGAGGCCUCAGAGAAGCAAACUCUGGGAAGGCUCUUAAGUUCGUUGUUUCGUACUCCGGAUUCUGGGCCACCCCCAACUCGCUCCAGUUCUGCUAUGAGCCCAAGAUCAAGACUCCUUCAUUACACUUCCUUGGUAGUCUUGACACAGUGGUUGACGAGAGUCGAAGCCGAGCUCUCACAGAUCGUUGUCAAGACCCUCUCGUACUUGUUCACCCAGGAGGUCACCACGUACCUGUGUCCAAACAGUGGGCAGCGCCUCUGGCUGGCUUCAUCAAGGAGCAUGGUCAGAACAAUGAGCAUAGAGUAGAGCGGUAAUGAAAAUUCUUGUCGAGGGAUGAUUUUUUGUUGCGACGUUCUCAUUGAAUUUUGGGAAAACGCAUAUAGACUAAGACGCAUACGAAUAGAUAGACUUGGUGAAAUACACCAAAUACCAUGUCAUACGUCCUCAUCCCGAGGACUAUCUAACCUGUAUAAUUACAGACCACCCAAACCGUCAUGAAUUAUGAACUGCUCUAUCCUGUACUCCAAAAUCUUAUUUGGCAGGCUGG